GAAUGCUCUCGGCCGCUCUCACUCGCCAGCUGCUCCAGCGCAGUGCGCGCAACUAUGCCACUGCCGCUGCCGCCGCGGUUGCUGCUCCGGCUGCCGCCACCUCGGCUGCCGCCAGCCUCUUCCAGGGCACUCACAUCAAGGCCUCGGUGAACGCCGACGGCGUUGCCAUUGUCCGUCUGGACUCGCCCAAGGUCAACUCGCUCUCCCAGGAGCUGUCGGCCGAGUUUGAGAGCGUGCUCUCUGCCCUUGAGAAGGACAACCGCGUGUCCUCUGCCGUCCUGAUCUCGACCAAGAAGGACGCCUUCAUUGUCGGCGCCGACAUUGGCAUGCUCUCUGCCGCCAAGGACGCUGACGACCUUGCCAACAUUUCCAGCAACGGCCAGAACAUGCUCAACCGCAUUGCCAAGAGCAACAAGCCGAUCGUUGCCGCCAUCCACGGCUCGUGCCUUGGCGGUGGUCUCGAGGUUGCCAUGGCCUGCCACUACCGCAUUGCCACCGUCCACCCCAAGACCGCCCUUGCCCUGCCCGAGGUCAUGCUCGGCCUGCUCCCCGGCGCUGGUGGCACGCAGCGUCUGCCCAAGCUCGUCGGUCUCCCCGACGCCCUCGACAUGAUGCUCACUGGCAAGAACGUCCGCGCCGACAAGGCCAAGAAGCUCGGCCUGAUUGACGCUGUCGUCCAGUCCAUGGGCCCCGGUAUUGCCGACCCGAUCGACAACACGCUCAAGAACCUCGAGCGCGAGGCCGUCAUUGCCGCCAAGGCUCUUGCUGCCGGCAAGCUCAAGGUCGACCGCUCCGUCCCCCUGCUCUCCGUCAAGGGCAUCACCAAGUACCUGACCGAGGAGGUCGAGUACGGCCGCAACUUUGUCCUCCAGAAGGCUCGCGAGACUGUCCUGAAGAAGACCCAGGGCAACUACCCCGCGCCCCUCGCCAUCAUUGACGUUGUCCGCGCUGGCCUCGCCGGCGGCUUCACCAACGGUCUCCAGGCUGAGGCCAAGGCCUUUGGCAAGCUCGGCAUGACUGACGAGUCCAAGGCGCUCAUCGGCCUCUACUUUGGCCAGACUGCCCUCAAGAAGAACCGCUACGGCGCUCCCGAACGCCCCACCCAGAACGUUGCCGUUCUCGGCGCUGGUCUGAUGGGUGCCGGCAUUGCCCAAGUCAGCAUUGAGAAGAACUACAACGUCAUCCUCAAGGACAUGAAGCCCGAGGGUCUUGCCCGCGGCCAGGCACAAAUCUACAAAAACCUCGACGGCAAGGUCAAGAGGAAGUCGCUGACCUCGUUCGAGCGCGACCAGCUCGUCGCCCGCGUCUCGCCCCAGCUCACAUACCAAAACUUUGGCGAGGUUGACAUGGUCAUCGAGGCCGUCUUUGAAGACCUCGCCCUCAAGCAGCGAAUCAUCAAGGACGUCGAGGCUGUCCUUCCCCCGCACGCCAUUUUCGCCUCCAACACGUCUGCGCUGCCCAUCGGCGAGAUUGCCAAGGCUUCGAGCCGCCCCGACAAGGUCAUUGGCAUGCACUACUUCUCGCCCGUCGACAAGAUGCCCCUCCUCGAAAUCAUCACCACCGACAAGACCUCCAAAGAGACUGCUGCCGCCGCCGUCCAGGUCGGCCUCAAGCAAGGCAAGACUGUCAUUGUCGUCAAGGACGGCCCCGGCUUCUACACCACCCGCAUCCUUGCCCCCAUGCUCGCCGAGGCCAUCACCACCCUCACCGAGGGCAUUGACUUUUUCCACCUCGACAAGGUCAUGCAAAAGUACGGCUUCCCCGUCGGCUCGGUCACCCUUGCUGACGAGGUCGGCAUUGACGUUGGCUACCACGUUUCGCACGAUCUUGGCGCUGCCUUCAAGCACCGCAUGGGCCCCGGCGCCGAGCGCGCCGCCCUCGUCCUGAAGGAGAUGGUUGACAAGAACUUCCUCGGCCGCAAGUCUGGCAAGGGCUGCUACAUUUGGUCUGAGCGCAAGGGCAAGGGCAAGGUCAUCAACGAGGAUGCCGUUGCCAUCUUCCGCAAGUACCAGACCGGCCCCUUCACCGUUCCCGACGAAGAGGUUGCAUUCCGUCUCACCGGUCGCAUGACCAACGAGGCCGUCUACUGCCUCCAGGAGGGCAUUCUUUCCUCGCCCGUCGACGGUGACAUUGGCGCCGUCUUUGGCCUUGGUUUCCCCCCGAACAAGGGCGGCCCAUUCCGCUGGAUUGAUAGCUACGGUGCCAAGAACUUUGUCAACCGUCUCGAGCAACUCGCCACCAAGUAUGGCGACCACUUUGCCCCUGCUCCUCUUCUCAUCGAGCACGCCAAGAACGGCACCAAGUUCCACAAGAACUAGAUCUAGAGUGCGAUAGGCGUCGUUGCGCUUUUGUUGUUUUGUUUUUGUAUCCGCGGGUUUUGUUUUUUAAAGCUUGUGGAUUGUUCAAUGUCUUUUUUUUCUCCUUGUCUUAACAAAAAACCAUAUGAAAUGUAAUGCUU
This is a messenger RNA of Capsaspora owczarzaki ATCC 30864, 2458 nucleotides long. RefSeq names its product trifunctional protein. Gene Ontology annotation, cellular component: mitochondrial fatty acid beta-oxidation multienzyme complex; mitochondrion. Gene Ontology annotation, molecular function: long-chain (3S)-3-hydroxyacyl-CoA dehydrogenase (NAD+) activity; enoyl-CoA hydratase activity; NAD+ binding. The transcript has a single exon. The record is from RefSeq and is a predicted model, not a curated record. Lineage: Eukaryota; Filasterea; Ministeriida; Capsasporidae. Gene Ontology annotation, biological process: fatty acid beta-oxidation. The annotation marks the transcript as partial.